This is a messenger RNA of Vigna unguiculata (cowpea), 447 nucleotides long. RefSeq lists its product as uncharacterized. The record is from RefSeq and is a predicted model, not a curated record. Lineage: Eukaryota; Viridiplantae; Streptophyta; Magnoliopsida; Fabales; Fabaceae.
AUGGCACCAUAUGAGGCUCUAUACGGUAGGAAAUGUAGGAACUCUUUGUGUUGGUAUCAAGAUGGGGAAGCAGUGCUAGAGCAGACCACUGAAAAACUGAUAAUGGUGAGGGAUAGGAUGCAGGCUUCUCAGAGUAGACAUAACAUAUAUGUAGACCACAUGAGGAGACCUUUGGAAUUCACAGCUAGAGAUCACGUGUUCUUGAGGUUGAGGAAGCACGUGUUUGAUCCGUCUCAUGUGUUGGAAUCCGAGGAUGUACAGAUCAGGGAGGAUCUUAUUGUGGAAGUACCACCCAUUUCUUUGGAGGAUAGUCGAGUUGAGGAGCGUCGGGGAAAACUAGUCAGCCUAGUCAAAGUCAUCUGGGAUCGUAGGAUAGGUGACUCUACUUGGGAGUUAGAGGAGGAUAUGAGGAAGUUGGAUCCGCACCUAUUUUCCUGGAGGAUAUGA